This is a messenger RNA of Ilex paraguariensis (yerba mate), 717 nucleotides long. NCBI's taxonomy places the organism in Eukaryota, Viridiplantae, Streptophyta, Magnoliopsida, Aquifoliales, Aquifoliaceae. The record is from the annotation of a GenBank genome assembly.
AUGAGUGAGCUUCCUCAUUUAAGGCAGAAAGGUAUCUUGUGCCCCACGAUUCAUCCAUUCAUCCUUUUGCAUUCACGAAGCUCCUCUUCUUUGUCUGAUAACACUAUGAAUUACCAUCCACCUCAUCCAUUCUAUAAACCAUUGGGUGAAGCUCAAGGAGACAAAUAUGGAGGCAAGGAGGGAGCAGAUGGAGAGGAGCUUCUUAGGCGGCUCUGCAUUGGAAAUCACAACGAAGGAGAAGAAAACAAGGCCCAGAUCUUGGACAACCAUCCCAGAGGGCAGAGCGAAGGCUCAGAAAUGGGACCAGGCGAUGCCGAAGGCCCGAUGGGCGCUGAUGGCGACGAGAUACCUAGCGGUGCCAACAACAGUGAUGGCAAUGGGGUACUUGGCGGUGCCAACAUGCCGGCCCAGGCAUUGGGUGACGCCAGCGAGUUUCUAGGCGGCACCAGUGGGUCGGGCGAUGCCAUGAGCGCGAUGGCUGCGAAGUCCUCGGGAUCAACCCAAGCAGGUGACGCGGAAGUAAGAGCAGCGGGCGACACCAAAGGAAGGGAGGCCAACGCCUUGGUGAGACGUGAUGCUGCUACGCCAGUCGCUGUAGGUUGCAGUAGUGGCGAGCUGUUAAGAGCAAACGCAGGAAGACCAGGCAUAGAUGCUGAAGCGGCGUCCAUUAGAGUAGCUGGUAUUGGAGCUGAUGGACUAGGUGCCCCGAAAUGGUAG